Tuber melanosporum (Perigord truffle) is the source of this 3529-nucleotide messenger RNA. RefSeq lists its product as uncharacterized. NCBI's taxonomy places the organism in Eukaryota, Fungi, Ascomycota, Pezizomycetes, Pezizales, Tuberaceae. The record is from RefSeq and is a predicted model, not a curated record. The transcript is spliced from 2 exons. Bases 709 to 2973 code for a protein of 754 amino acids.
CACAACCCCAAAAUAACCACAAAAUACCUUCCGCUCAUCUACCUGCUCUCUCUUUCAUCUGCUAUUACUCCUGCUGCUACUGCUAGCCUUGCUACCAUCUUGGAAUAACUCUACUCAUUGUCUGACCUUUCAUCACUCAAGAAAAUCAAAACAAAACAAAAAAAAGAAUAAAGCCAUAGUCUCCAUUUUGUUUUGCCCGGUGCCUGACCGCCUUGCCCAGCGUUUCCCGCGGUCGGACAACACACAUGAGCAAAACCCCCCCUUGUGUGCUGGAAAUACUCUCCCAAUUUCUCCUUCUCUGAAUACCAGUUGACUCAACGAAGCGAGCACGGCUGCGGUCUCUUGUGCGUUCGCCUCCACUCAGUCAAAGGAGCCCUAACCAGCCAUCUAUCAUACAAGUGGACGAAGACCUCGUACCAAUCAAUCCAAAGGUUUACACACGCAGACAGGCAAGCCCCUCCUCCUCUCCCACCUUAACCAACUCAACCCUGCGUUUCUCUUCUACCCUAACACAACCUCAACCUCCUCCUCUUCAGCUUCUCUCACUUUCACUUGUUCGUUAUUCUCCCGUUUGUUACGUUGCAGCAAAGGCGCCACUUUUCCUGUCUUGCUACCAUACCCUCGUAACCUCAUUAGAACUUCUACGUGCCCUACUUAAACCUCAUUUUGUGCUGAACCCUCGGUUCGGUUGAGCCUCCAACAAUCGAAAUGCCGGCCCACUCGGAAGACGGCGGCAGCAGCCCACUAGAGGAGAGUACCUAUGAGUUGCUCAGCAUGUCUACUGAGAUCUCUGACGACGAAGACGAUGCUUCAUCUAUAACUUCGUUUAGGGACAAUAUCAGCGAAGACAAUAUGUCUAUCGAGGAUAGCGAGUCUCUUGCUGAAUUUCAAGAUGACUCUCCUCAUUCCGACCCCAGCCCUGGUAUCCCCGCAUUCGGUGGCCUUGACGAACAGCACCUUGAUAAAAGCAGAAUGACCCUCAAAGACGAACGCUUCGGCUCAGAACAAGUGGUUUUCGAGGAACCAGAAGACUUUGCUGGUGAACAGAUUUCCGUGAGCUCGCGUGUAAUUGAAUUCAAUGAAGCCGAUUCCAUGGACAUCAGCCAACACCUAAGGGUUGACGAUCCACCUCCUGCUAAACUCUUCGCUACGGUGCGGCAAACCAUGAGCAAGCACCAACUUGUCAUGGAAGAGCCUUUCCGCAUCCUGUAUGUCGGAGCUACAUCUGCGAAGGAUGAGAUAACUACAAAAUUAGGGGGUGCACUAGCUGUCCCUGUCACUGAGUCGACCAGCUCUUCCUGCUCAUGGGAAAGCUCCAAGGGCUCGCGUUUUAAUGUCAUACCUGUCUCGUCUUUCGGUGCCCGCAGCAGUUCACCUGAAGUCGAGCUUGUGGAGUCGUUUGGCGUAGAGAUGGCCGUUGACGUGUGUACCGCAGCGAGGUCCUCCAAGAGAGAAAAUCGGCCAGAGACUUUAUCCUUGUGGUUGAAUGGUAACCAAUCCGUGUCGUCGUCUUACGGUGAUAGCGGUCCCCAGCUUGAGAGCCCUGGCUGGAAACUGCCUCACCUAGCAGUUGUCUUCAGUUCAGAAGAUGACAAUACGCAGAGGAGGAUGACCCGAGUAUACGCAAGAGCUUUCAUGGCUCGUCACUCAGUUCCAACUCUUGUCAUUUCUCAAGACCCUCUCUAUCACAAGCUCACCGAAAAUUAUACCCUCGAUACACGAAGCGUGCACAUGUGUCUCGAGUCGCAAUCUGAUUCGAAAUAUGGCCACCUCGUUCAUAAGCGUUUGCCUAUUGAUCUAAAUACCUUCCUCAAUCUUGAUGUUCGUCAGAUGAACCGCAACUUGGCCUGCGUUACCGGUAUCUCUCCAAAAUCCGAUCGGGAGAAUGCGCCGAUCCCAGUCGGCGGAUUGCGAACAUCUGUGUCCUCCAUUACUUCCACUAACACAUUACUGAGAGAUGUAGAAAAGGCACCCCAUCAACCAACAUUGAACGCCUCGAGCAGCCUAUACUGGGUCCGUGACCAGAAGCGCGAAGACCUCUGGAAAGUUUUUCUCGUGGGCUGGAUAUUCGUGUGUGGUCUAGCUGGAGCGACAUUUGCCAUUGCGUGCAUGAAGUUUAAAUCACCGAUGGCCACUGAUGAAGCUCUCGCUCCAGCCGUAAAAUCUGUUACACAGAUGACAACCUCUGCCUCGACCGUAAUGUCCCCUACUGCGGUCUCAGUCAUUACCUCACUCUCCGCCACAGUUCAUUCGUCGAGCAUCGCUACGACAUCGCGAUGUAGCCCAAAGAACGAUAUAUCUAGUCUUGUCUUCGACCCGAACUCUUUGACAUUGAAUCAAUCUGGCCAAUUCACUGUUCAUGUCAUUGGAGACAACCAUCUUAUCAUACGCCCCCCACAAAAGUAUCUACUACUCCGAAAGCCACCUACUUUAUUCGUCGAAGUCACUCGUGGUGGAGAAGAAAUAUCUUCUGAACUCUCAAAGCCUCUGGAAGGUGUGUAUACGCUGGAGCUGGAUAGUGAGCAAGCUUGGGGAUUAGUGAAGAUUUCGAUUUCGACCAGGAGCGCACCCUUGAUUAGUGAGACAUUGGAGGUUGACUUUGGGUCACCUUGGUUGAAACUUUCAGGAUGGCUCAAGGCGGUAGAACAGAAAAAGGCGGAAAUCCAGGUCAUAGUGGAGCAGACCAUAAUCGAGGCAGAAAAAAUUGCAAACGACUUGACCGACAUUGCAGGGAAACAGGCCAUGGAGGCGAAGGAAGCUAUGGUGGCUAAGGCGAAGGAGAUCACAAAUGGUGCUUCAAAACUCUACCAAGGAACCAAAUCCAUCACUCUAAAGCACUACCUCCCUUCUGUCAGCAAAUCGGAAUACGUGCAAAAGGCACAGAAGCAGGCCAAGAUUGUCUGGGAGAAGGAAACCGAGAAACUUUCUGCAAAGAGAAAGGAAGUCAAACGAACUGGAUGGCUGGGUCGAUAAAUAGCCCACCUUUUUAAUUUCAUUAGUAUGGUUAGUUGGUCGGUUCUUCUGCUUCUUUUUAUUUUGCCCUGUGUCUCAAUAUCUCUCCCUCCAGCUUUCCGCCUAUUGGAAGAGGUGGGAACAGUGGGGACUUCGACGGGCCUUCUCAAUUUAUUGUUCAUGUAUGUGAUUAGUUAGGAUUUUUUUUUUUUCUCUCUCGUUUCCUUCUUGCUUUGUUUCUCUGUGCUUUCUUGUCCGGCCCCUGGAGUAUUUUUUCUUUCUCUUUUUAGGUGGGAAGGGGAUAGGAUAGGAGCCCCUCGGGCACAAAGGACUUGGGCAGGAUUAGGAUUAGGGGGAUGCACGGGACUCGGUUAGGUCUAUAUGGAGUUCUUUUCUUUCCUUUUUUGUUUUCAAUCAUAUUUUAUGUCUUCUAAGUGCUAUAUUUGCUUUUCUUUACACUCCCCAUUCCUACUACUACACGUAUGGCGAUGCCCUGAGGGACUUCGGAAUAUGAUAGGUGUUCCGAGGAUGAAUCAUUAUAUGAUAAAUAAAUAAACGGGCAACUAUGGUGCAAAAA